AUGCCUAACACCGACAAGGAACAUCCCGAGAAGAAAGAUCCACCAAAGGGUCCUAUACCCGUAAAGAAUAAGCCCAUUCAAGAGAAGAAAUAUCAAGGUAACCCAAAAAAAGAUUUUAAUAAGAAUACUCAUGCGAAGAAGAAAAAUAGCAAUCGUGGCGACGGAGGAGCCAAUAAAACCCAUGGCAGACGCUCACAACGAAUGAAUGAGAUGGGAUCAAAUUUUGAUCUGUCAAUCGAAGAGGAAAUAUCAAGUGGUAAUUUUAAAUUGAAAGGAAGAAAGACACAAGUAUCUAUCAAUCAUUUGUUAGAUUUCCAAUUACCUGAUGUAGAACGUAGGAAUGAAAUGAAUAGGAGGACCAAUAAUAGAUCAAGGCGAGGUCACAACAAUGAACAACAACAUCAUGUUCAUUUACAUGGCGAUUCUUUUAUCAACGUUAAUUACAGAUUAUUAGUGGAUGAUAAAUUUGAUUAUAAAGAACAAAGUAAUAACCCAAAUUCUUUAGUUCCAGAUGAUAAAAUAGUUAGAGUCGUUGUUCCAAAGGGCCAAAAUUGUCCCAUUUGUUUGACUGAUGAUCCUGUGGCUCCAAGAAUGGUUACAUGUGGCCAUGUUUUCUGUGCGAGUUGUCUUUUGCAUUUCUUUUCUAUUGAAGAAACUAUAAAGAAUCCGGAAACUGGCUACGUGAAGAAAAGAAAGUAUAAAGAAUGUCCACUUUGUAGUAGUAUUAUACGACUUGAAAAAGUUAAACCUGUUCUAUUUGAAAAUAAUUCUGUCUUCCAAGAAAACGAAAAAAAGCCAGAACCAGGGAUGAAGGUAACUUUUGAUUUAAUGUGUAAACCACGUUCUUCUAUGCUACCGUUACCAGUCCGAUUACGUGUUGAUCCUUUACAAACUGGAGAUUUCCCCAGUUAUGAUCUUAAGGAAAUAAUACCCUAUGCACGAAUUAUUAAAUGCAACCCUCAACAUGCCGUUAAAUUCUAUCAAGAUGAUCUUGAGUCAAUUAAUCAACAAUACGACAUUGAUAGAGCCCUUUAUAAUGAUGACAAUCAAUAUGUUAAGAAAGUAUUAGAGGAUAUUGAUUCCAAAAUCAUUGUCGCAUUAACUGAAGAUGAAACCGUUGGAACCACAAUGGAUUCCUCUGUGUUAUCUGAUUUCUCUAAUCUGAAAUUAGAAACUGAGUUAUUGAAAAAUUAUGAUGAUUCGGUAGCGUUUUUCUUUUAUCAAACUUUUUUCCAAUCACCAACAAAAUAUUUCCUUUCACCAUUAGACAUUAAAUUAUUAUUAGCCUGUUUCCAAAAUUAUUCUAAAUUCCCAGAAACGAUGACGGUCGCCAUAGAAAAUAUACAUUAUGGAUCCAUUGUAACAGAACAAUUUAUUCAACGUUAUAAAUACGUAGGUCAUUUACCAAUUGGCACUGAAAUUGCAUUAAUAGACAUUGAUUGGAGAAAUGUUCCGUUCAUUCCUAAGGAAAUCUAUAAUCAAUUUGCAAUUGAAUUGAAACAACGUAGAAGAAAAUCAAAUAUGAAAAAGCAAAGAGAAGAUAAAGAUAAAAAAAUUUAUGAGCAAGAAAUUGAAAGACAACAAGCUGAAUUUUAUAGGAAAGAAAAUAAUGAUAUAUCAUAUCAUGAAAUGAUGGAUAGUUUUUCUUCAAUACGGAAUUCUCCUGGUCUAUUGGACUCUUUAACAAACACACCUCAUAGAUCACCAUCCACAACGGCGGCUUCCACAUCCAACGCUACUACUACUAGCGUAAACGAGAAAUCCAAGAAAAGUUAUAAAGAGAAAACAAUUUGGGGCACUUCAAUCUCUGUCAUACCAGAUGAACGAACGUCAAAAGAAAAUGAAGAAUUCGAGAAAAUGUUGUUAAGUAGAAUGAACAAAGAAAAGUCAGAAGAGAAUGUAUCAUCUCCAGCAGAUAUUGAGUCACUUGAAUCAAGCGGGAAAAAGAAGAAAAAUAAUAAAAGGAAAGGCAAAAUUAUGCUUUUCAGUAACAAUCAUCAAACAUUUUGA
Molecule: messenger RNA, 2010 nt
Organism: Naumovozyma dairenensis CBS 421
Lineage: Eukaryota; Fungi; Ascomycota; Saccharomycetes; Saccharomycetales; Saccharomycetaceae
Gene: MAG2
Product: RING-type E3 ubiquitin transferase MAG2
Exons: 1
Coding region: 1-2010 (669 amino acids)
Biological process (GO): positive regulation of transcription by RNA polymerase II
Molecular function (GO): transcription cis-regulatory region binding
Source: RefSeq, a predicted model, not a curated record